AUGGCGCGGCUCAGGUUGGGCCUUGGCCUUGGCCGGCUGGGCCAAGGCUUUCUUUGCGGCUCUCUCUUCAGCUUCCUCUUCGGCUACGCGGCGGCGCAGGAGGCUCCCUGGGCCGCCAGCAAGCAGUGUCCCGAGAGGUACGACAGCAACGGCAUGUGGAAGGGCUCGAGGCUCGUUGGGGGGAACUACACGCUCUACUGCGCCCCGGGCUUCGAGGUCUCGGGGCCCAACGGAGGCCCCAGCCGCUCCUUGACAUGUCCGCCGAGCCUGGUGUGGCUGGAGGAACUCCACUGCAAGAACGUGGAUGACUGCGCCAAGCUGAGGCACGGUUGCGGUGCCCUGGGCAUCUGUUUGGACCUCAUUGACGGCUACGACUGCAACUGUGAAAACGGCUUCUACACGCGACACUACCUGGAUUCAGAGAUCGUCUGCGGCCCAAAGGGCAUCGACAAGGACGUCUGCCAUGGCCAUACAUGCGGAGCUUACGGCGUCUGCAUCGACCUUGUCGGCAAUGCUUCCGGCUAUGAUUCGGCUAAGGGAAUCUACCGAUGCGAGUGCACGGAUGGAUUCUUCGACAACGGUGUGACGUGCGAGCGCCAAGACUGCGGCAACAAGUCGGAUCCCUUGGGCACCUGGCUAGGCAGCACGAAGUUCGGCGACGAGUACACUCUCAGGUGUCCGCCUGGCUCCUACAUCUGGGGCGGCGCGCUGCAGGAGGUCACAAUGUCCUGUGGCGCUUCUGGGCAGUGGCUGUCGGACUAUUGGUGCGUGAACCCCUUGGACAAGGAAGCCCAGAGCCGCAUGGCGACGAUGGAGCUUUGGCUGGACGUGGCUUCGGUGCUGCUCUGCGUCCUCUCCGCUGCCUUGGCCGCGGGCCUCACGCUGGGUUUGGCCACGGUGGAGCCCUUUGGCCUCCAAGUCAUCCUCGCGGCGCGGCCCGAGGAGCGCAACUUUGGGAGCUCCCACCGGGCUGCUCAGCUGCUCCACUGCUGA
Messenger RNA from Symbiodinium sp. CCMP2592, 993 nucleotides. NCBI's taxonomy places the organism in Eukaryota, Dinophyceae, Suessiales, Symbiodiniaceae. The record is from the annotation of a GenBank genome assembly.